AUGAAUUCUAUUUUUGUAUUUCCUGUUUGUAGCAAGGGAAGAAACCAAGAUGCAUUAUUGGCUGCUUGCCUACACAUUGCUUGUAAACAAGAAGACAAGCCCAGAACUCUCGAGGAAAUCUUCUCCGUCGCGAAUGGAGCCUCAAAGAAAGAGAUUGGUAGAGCAAAGGAAUACAUAAUCAAGCAACUGGGGUUAACGGAGAAGCCGUUACAAGUAGCAAAUGCUGGGGACUAUAUGAGGCGAUUCUGUUCCUCUCUUGGCUUGAACAAUCAAGCAAUCAAAGCAGCACAACAAGCUGUGCACAAGUCGCAAGAAUUUGAUAUAAGGAGGAGCCCUGUAUCGAUAGCCGCAGCAGUGAUUUACAUCAUCACUCAGCUUUCAGAUGAUAGUAACAAGAAGCCUCUCAAAGAUAUUGCAGAUGUUACAGGAGUAGCACCAGCAACUAUCAAAAAUUCAUACAAAGACCUUAGUCCUCAUGUAUCUGAAAUAAUACCCAACUGGUAUCAUCUGAAUUUGUCAAGAUGAUCAACAGUUUAAUACCCAACGUCCCAACAGGCCCUGAAAGUGUUGUCAAGCUGAUUAAUUGUAGAAUAUGUUCAUGCAGAGUUUUUCUUUGUUGUAUUAAACUAGUAUCUAUGAACAAUUUACAAUGUGUUAAACUGAAGCUUGCAUAAGCUUUACAUAAAA
Molecule: messenger RNA, 687 nt
Organism: Rosa rugosa (rugosa rose)
Lineage: Eukaryota; Viridiplantae; Streptophyta; Magnoliopsida; Rosales; Rosaceae
Product: transcription initiation factor IIB-like
Exons: 2
Coding region: 1-525 (174 amino acids)
Biological process (GO): transcription preinitiation complex assembly; DNA-templated transcription initiation
Cellular component (GO): nucleus; transcription preinitiation complex
Molecular function (GO): TBP-class protein binding
Source: RefSeq, a predicted model, not a curated record